This is a messenger RNA of Hermetia illucens (black soldier fly), 1043 nucleotides long. Its product is annotated as transmembrane protein 199. Lineage: Eukaryota; Metazoa; Arthropoda; Insecta; Diptera; Stratiomyidae. Gene Ontology annotation, biological process: vacuolar proton-transporting V-type ATPase complex assembly. The record is from RefSeq and is a predicted model, not a curated record. The transcript is spliced from 2 exons. Bases 27 to 944 code for a protein of 305 amino acids. Gene Ontology annotation, cellular component: endomembrane system.
UCGUCAUUUCAAAAAAGAAAUUCAAAAUGAAAGGUCCAAUCCAAGAUGUUCAGGUUCAAAUAAGACCAUCAAAAACCCUAACUGAGUUCAUUUGUAAAGUAAAGACCAGUGAACCGUUGCCUGAAAAUAUAAUUCGAAUACGCGAAGCUGGAGGAAUUAAACAUGAAUCUAAAGAAGUUUAUGACAAAUACAUCCCAAAGAAAGUCCUCUCCGAGAAGCAAAGAGAAACACUGAAGAGUAUUUCAAGUGGGGAAGAUUUCAAUAAACUAUUCGGCAGCACUUCCAAAUUUAUAGAUGUAUUUACUGCCGAUGAUGAAGAAAAUAUUGAAAACAUUGAAAGCGAGCUCAAAGAAGAUCCUCCAAGCACAAAAACAAAACUGAAUGCAUCCGAAACCAAGCCAAAUAAUAAACCAGAUUUCCUCCUCAACAUCAACGAUAUUCGAUGGAUCGACCAAAUUCUGGAAAAACAUCGCGCUGCUAACGAGUGUGAUGACUAUAUUCACGAGCUUCUUAUAGAUUCGGAGGUUAUUCUACCGAAAAACCAAUUUAUUCCACGUAACCCAGAGUUAGAAGCACGCUGUGUCAAGUUGCGAGAACAACAGCAGGAACGUGAAUAUCGGAACAUGACUAAGGAUGUUGACGCGACACGACAGCACCUACCGGAAGACACAAUUGCAUACCAGAUAAAAACGAUAAAUCGUCAGCUUAUUGCCGUGUUCCAGUUUGUAGUUUCGGUCAUCACUGGAUUUGCAUUUGGCUUUAUUGGAUUAGAGUAUAUGCUUGGCGAACUCGACUUUGGUUUCCGCCUUUUCAUGGGAGUUAUGUGUGCUUUGAUCAUAGCCUUGGCAGAAAUCUAUUUCCUAGCGAAAAAGCUAAACGAAUACGAUGAGCCAAUUGAAGAUAUCCCGAUGCCAGCUCGUAAACCCAGGCCGCAUCAAGACUAGCCCCGUUCCCAGCAGAACACGUUGAACAAGUGUAAACAUAAGUGAAGUCCUAAAGUUAUGUUGUUUUAUAUGAAUAAAAACAUAGUCCUCAGAGUGUAA